Molecule: messenger RNA, 473 nt
Organism: Hibiscus syriacus
Lineage: Eukaryota; Viridiplantae; Streptophyta; Magnoliopsida; Malvales; Malvaceae
Exons: 4
Coding region: 1-444 (147 amino acids)
Source: RefSeq, a predicted model, not a curated record
AUGUAUCUUCCCUUUCCUAGAUGCAACUGGGUGACAACUAACAGCCAAUCUGGGCAGAGUUCAAACCUCCAUUCGAUCAAAGUACAAAUAAAGGAGGUUCAGAUAAAGUCCGGUACUGUUUCAUUCGAUGGGCCGAGAGUUUAUUUCUGCGCAAAGAAUGGCCUGCUGCUAGAACUCAGUGAGGUUGAGCCUCCAAGGUGGGAGAAUCAUGGCCGACCACCGGGAGCAGAUGUCGCAGCAAUUGCUGAUGCAGGAAGAAUUAGAACAGAAGUAGUAUAUACAAUAAGUUCUGCAGGUGACCUUUAUGAAUAUGAUAAGAGCUCAAGGCCAUCAUGGAAGAAGCAUCUACAGAGUGAAGAAACAGCAAAAGAGGGUUCUCUAGUACUGUUAUGGGGAGCUCGAUACAUGGCUCGAGUGAUCACUGUGUAUCCUUGUUUCUCCUAACAAAGGUACUCUGCACAAAUAAUUCCUAC